CCCCUCUUCUCCUUGUGCAUGUUGCACGAUUUUUCCUUGCUCGUGGGCAGAAACAUCAACACUAAAAAAUAAUUAUUCAUGCUUAUAAAUUUAUAAAGGAUUUGAAAUAAUCUAGACAGAUUUUCUGAUGGAGAUCAAGAAUAUGUGCAGCGUGCUAGCUCGAAUAAGACCCCGUUUGCCGACUGCCACUCACUGCACUAGACGAUGCUCUGGAGUUUCUCAGCAAUCGCCAGCCAAAAAGCCCGAAAUAAAAAUUCCGAAUAGAAUUGAUAGAGGGCCAACGGACAUCCUGAGGGCACUUUCGAACACAAUUCAAACUGAUUACACUGCGCCGCAUUACAAGUAUCAUGAUGAUCCCUUUCUCAUUCCCUUGUCAAACAUUGGAAAACGAACGUUUGCCCUGGCAAAAGAAUCUGGUAAAAAAGCGGCUCAAUGGAUCAUGGCUCAGAAUGCUGAACUUUUUAAUGCAAGGACUGCAGAUCCAGCAAUACCCGCUUUCUUACCCAAACUAGUUUUCACUCCAGACUCUAAGGUCACAGAAAAUGAUUUGCAUUUGGCCAUCGAUGGUGCUAGAGUUGAAGAAGCGUUGCAGAUUUAUGAUAUAAUGCAAAAGCAAGGCCAAACUGUGUCGUUGGAAGCUCGGCAAGCCCUCUUAGAAUUCCUAAGCUACUUUAAUUCGGAGGAAACUUUACCGGAAGAGUUCAUUGAGGAGCGCUGGUUUCUUCAGUUUCAGAAGAAAGAAAGCAGACAAAAGAAGUCUUGGAAUGAUGCUGGAAUGGCACAAGCGUUGUUCGACUCGAUAAAAGAAGAGCUUCAAGAAGGGCCAGCAUUGAACAAAGCAAAGUGUGCUCUUCUGAGAGGAAUGGCCAAGUAUUGUCAGGCUGAUCGGGGCUGGGAAAUGUACAAGACCAUGAGGAGUGCGGCAGAGCCCAUUGACGUCGACACUUACAACCAAAUCUUCAAACUUGUUGGAUUUGUCCGAGACACCAUCGAAAAACGAUCAGAGCUUGUGGAGGAAAUGCUGAGAGAGAUGAAUGCAAAUAAAGUGAAGCCGAACAUCGGCACUCUUAAUGCCAUUUUGGAUAUGAUGGUUAGCAGCUCAGGUCAAAGCCAGACAAAAACUUUUGCAACUAGGUUGAUUGCUGAGUUCAAGCUCUUGGGCAUCAAGCCGUCCUUGGCUUCUUACUACCACCUUCUCAAUAUUUUCAGUCGCGACAGGGGACCAAAGAGCGGCGUUCUCCAGGAAAUAAUAACCAUUUUGGAGAGUGAAGGCCCUCUUGAAAUACGAGACCCCAAAGACACCUUCUUCUUUGUCACUGCAAUGGACGUUUGCAAAAAUUCAUUGGAGGAUCCAGCUUUGGCAAGACGUGUCCACAAUCUUCUACUUUCCCACAACAAUUAUGACUUUAUUGGUGAUACAUACAAGGAGAGCAUUUAUUACCGCCUUUUCUUUUCACUUCUCAUAAAUUUGGAGCCACUGGACGAGUUUAUGAAAAUCUACAACAAAUAUGUACCAAACAUUUACAUCCCUGAGCCAGGAAAUAUGGAGGACAUCGUACGCUCAAUCGACCUCCAUGGAUCAUGGGAAAUGCUUCCUCAAAUAUGGUCGGAUCUAGUCGUUUUCGACCAGAUUAAUAGAGAUAAUCUGGUUACUGCCUGGUUCAACACAGCUGUCAAGGCAAACGUAGUGGCUCCCUUUGAAUCUGCCGUCUCUCAGCAGGAUAGCGUCAAAAACUUGUACGUUUCGGUAGAGCCAGACGACCCUCAGCAAAUUUUGGCUACCUCGUUUUAUGAGGCAGCAAAACACUACUGGGAAAAAGUUGCUUCUCAGCCAAAACGCUUUGUCAACAAAAUUACGUGGUCGGGAGUAAACCUUGGAAACUGCAUGAUUUUGGCUGUGCGAGCCAACAAGUACAAUUUUGCAGUUAAAAUCUUGGAUAAGUUGUUGGACGAGUACAAUGGAGCUCCACCUUCUGUUGAAUCUCUUCGAAUUUUUAUGAAGAGAGCUGUCGCUGAAAAUGAUCUGGACUCAGCAGUGAAAUGCAUUGUGUUUGCCUGUGAAACCGGAUUCGCAGAAGCUGCCAUGCUAGCAGACGAAUUGAAACAGGCAUCUCAGCUGAAGGAGAAUCAAAUUUCAAAAAUCAACUCGGCACUUGGAAUUUUGUAGAUAAUAUAAUGAGUAUUUUAAUAUGUAUUAGAACCAAA
Molecule: messenger RNA, 2205 nt
Organism: Neocloeon triangulifer
Lineage: Eukaryota; Metazoa; Arthropoda; Insecta; Ephemeroptera; Baetidae
Product: small ribosomal subunit protein mS39
Exons: 14
Coding region: 128-2167 (679 amino acids)
Biological process (GO): mitochondrial translation
Cellular component (GO): mitochondrion
Molecular function (GO): ribosomal small subunit binding; protein binding; rRNA binding
Source: RefSeq, a predicted model, not a curated record